AUGGACAUCGAGGAACAGAAAACCCAUCCAAAGGACGAAUGCCAGAGAUUGUGGGGUUGGGGGAAGGGCCCCUCCCCACCCGACACCCAUUGGGGUGCACUUUACUCUCCCGGUGGCAAGACUGGGGAACUUCGGGCUCCCAAUGGUCACUGUGUCCAUCUCCCUGCCUCUGGACUCUCCCCGUGGCCAGAUGACUGGUUGGCUGGGAGCUUCCUGGAGGUUUCCCAGGGCUUGGGGGGAGGGUUGGAGAUGCCAGCCCCCUGGGCCCUCCCCCAUCCUUUUUGCCUCCAAGUUUCUAAGCAAUACAUUUUGGGGGUUUCCUUAGCCCCCCACCCCAGAUCUUAG
Rangifer tarandus platyrhynchus (Svalbard reindeer) is the source of this 345-nucleotide messenger RNA. Lineage: Eukaryota; Metazoa; Chordata; Mammalia; Artiodactyla; Cervidae. The record is from the annotation of a GenBank genome assembly.